CUUCCCCUCUCCCCUCCAUCCUCGCCUCUCUCCCUCUCUCUUCGCCCGCUGGGUGCUGAAGUUGGGCGGAUGGCAGCAAACCCGCUCCGCUAGAGGACCGAGCAGCCCAGCCUUGCGCCCCCGGACCCAUCGGUGCGCUGCCCACACCUCCAGGCGACGGGCCAGUUGGGUACUGAAGCAGCUGAAAUGCGAAAAAGACAGCAGUCACAAAAUGAAGGAACACCUGCUGUGUCUCAAGCGCCUGGAAACCAGAGGCCCAACAACACAUGUUGCUUUUGCUGGUGCUGUUGCUGCAGCUGCUCCUGCCUCACUGUUAGGAAUGAAGAAAGAGGAGAAAAUGCAGGAAGACCCACACAUACCACCAAAAUGGAGAGCAUCCAGGUCCUAGAGGAAAGCCAAAACCCCACUUCAGAUGAAGUGUUGUCCUGGUCUCAAAAUUUUGACAAGAUGAUGAAGGCCCCAGCAGGAAGAAACCUUUUCAGAGAGUUUCUCCGAACAGAAUACAGCGAAGAGAACCUACUUUUCUGGCUUGCGUGUGAAGACUUAAAGAAAGAGCAGAACAAAAAAGUAAUUGAAGAAAAGGCCAGAAUGAUAUAUGAAGAUUACAUUUCUAUACUAUCACCAAAAGAGGUCAGUCUCGAUUCUCGAGUUAGAGAGGUGAUCAAUAGAAAUCUGUUGGAUCCUAAUCCUCACAUGUAUGAAGAUGCCCAACUUCAGAUAUAUACCUUAAUGCACAGAGAUUCUUUUCCAAGGUUUUUGAACUCUCAAAUUUAUAAGUCAUUUGUUGAAAGUACUGCCAGUUCUACUUCUGAAUCUUAAUUUUCAUUAAAAAAAAAAAUCAUUUUGGAGGGCUGGGAUGGGAAAUAAAAGUAGUUCACUAACACCAGAAGCUGAGUUCCUGGAGAACUACAGUUUAGCAUUCCUCAGGCUACUGUGAAAAUACAACCAUAUGGUCUUUGUCUCCAUUUUUAUCAAGGUUAUCCAUGGUUAAGUUUGGAGAAAAUACCACAUAAGACAAUGAAUUGCCAAAUUGUUUGUUUUAUUCAACACUCAUUCUACUUGCAAGCAAACUGUAUUUGUAGUCCUGUGAACAGUCUCCUAGUGUAUCCCCCAAGGCUGCAUGUACAACGUAGAACUGCUUCAUUUGCCCCGUAGCUGUUGUAAUAUUUAAUCCAAUGGCAUAACUUAUAUCCGUGUUUAAGGACUUUUGUGCAAUAUGGUCUUAUAGAAAUAAUUGCCAAAAAAUUGGCUGUGGUUUGCAUUUUUAAAUAUAAUCUAAGACAGAAAAAGCCAAUUUUUUAGUUGUAACAGUGGUAUUAAACAUGCUCUAUACUGUGUUCAGUACACUCAUUUUGAAGCCGAUAUUUCUGUACUUGGAAAAAGAGCUAUUUAUCUAUGUUUGUUGGGAAAUCCUGAUGGGGGAUUCCUCUGGUUGUUCACUGCCAAAACUGUGGCAUUUUCUUUACAGAAUAGUUUGCUAUGUAAAAAACAAAAACAAAAACAAAACAAAACAAAA
Messenger RNA from Panthera uncia (snow leopard), 1516 nucleotides. RefSeq names its product regulator of G protein signaling 17 (gene RGS17). Lineage: Eukaryota; Metazoa; Chordata; Mammalia; Carnivora; Felidae. Bases 187 to 819 code for a protein of 210 amino acids. The transcript is spliced from 5 exons. The record is from RefSeq and is a predicted model, not a curated record.